Chaetomium strumarium is the source of this 1446-nucleotide messenger RNA. RefSeq lists its product as uncharacterized. The coding region runs from base 336 to 1298 and encodes 320 amino acids. The record is from RefSeq and is a predicted model, not a curated record. The transcript has 6 exons. NCBI's taxonomy places the organism in Eukaryota, Fungi, Ascomycota, Sordariomycetes, Sordariales, Chaetomiaceae.
ACCGAAGGAUUUCACCGUUGCUCUUCCGAUGCUACCUACAGGAUGAACUUGCGGAUGAACUUCGUCCGUGUCCUCGGAUACUUUUUACUACAUGGAUACUUCUUUCACAGGGCAGUAAUUAUAAAGACAUUGGUUACCAACAUGAGAGCAAAAGUUCCUUACAAAUCGGUAUACGAAGGUCGCAUGUAUGAUGUAACUGUCAAACCUAUAAGAACUGCCCGUCGCUGUUCACUUCUUCUGGUGUGAAUCCCUAUAGAGUGGGCAAAGUUUCGAGCCACCAAUACAGACCCGUAAUUGCUAUUAUCGUACAUCACAUCUAUACAGCUGUCUUCAUCAUGGUGAAAGUUGCCAUUGCCGGCCCCGGCCAUCUCGCCCGCGAGAUAAUUGAUGCCCUGCUUGCCACAGGGAAGCACGAGAUCAUUCUCCUGGCUCGGAAGGAUGCAACUCCUGACCUGAUCGUCCCCGGAACCACGUGGGUCAAGGUUGACUACCAGGACCGCGGGGCGCUUGUGCGCGCUCUGCAAGGGGUCCACACCGUGCUGUCUUUCAUCGUCGUCAGCCAUGAUACCAACAACACGUCACAAAAGACGCUGAUUGACGCGGCCAUCGAGGCCGGAGUCAAGCGCAUCGCGCCGAGCGAGUGGGCUCUCGCCAACCAAGCACACCUCGAGACAUUCUACGCCAACAAGCUCGAGAUCCGCAAGUACCUCGAGUACAAGAACCAGGACAAGCAGGUGAUCGAGUACACGCUCUUCCAGCCGGGCUGGUUCAUGAACUACCUGGCCGGCCCGCGAGGGUCGACCAAGCGCACGCCGACAUCCGAGAUGACGCUGGUCGACCACGGGCGACUGCGCGCCCACGUCGUUGCCGGCGCCGGCAACCUGGACAAGCCGGUCACGUACACGGCGCUGCAUGACAUUGCCAACAUUGUCGCGAAGGCGGUCGAGUACGAGGGCGCGUGGCCCACGAAUGGCGGCAUUAAUGGCCAUACGCUGUCGCUUGGCGAGGAGAUCACCAUCGGUGAGAAGAUCCGAGGCAAACCCUUCCAAAUCGAGGCCCUCGAGGCCGAAGACCUCACAGCCGGCAUAGUCAAGGCUUCAUGGCUGCCCCCGCUUGGCCACCAGCAGCACCCGGGGGAACCUUCCAACGACGAGUUUGCCAAGGCGGUGCUCCGCGCCAUGUUGCUCAACCAUGCGGCCGGGGCGGCUGUUGUUUCGGACGAGUGGAAUCGCAUCUUCCCGGACUAUAAGUUCACCAAGGUUGACGAGUUCCUUACUGGCGCGUUUGGAGACGCUUAGGCCGGUACUGGGUACAUACAUAGUAGUAGGACUAGUCUACCGGGAUUUUCCUAGUGUUCAGGCGGUGGAACAGCCUCCACAUGACCUGGGGUUACUAUUUGCAGUAAUGUAGUUGAAACAAGUUAGCCUGUCGCAGAUGUAUCACCUG